AUGGUUGGAUAUGGUCAUCUCGACGGCACCAAAGCUUACCGCAUCUAUAUCCCAUCUCAGCACCGUGUCAUCCUUUCUCGUGAUGUCAUCUUCAUGGAGCCCUCUGCACCGCCUUCCGACGACUCUCGCGACCCUCCAUCGUCAUCUCCACCCACAUCCUCCUCACUACCUCCUCCUACACACCCUUCUUCCUUGGACCCAAUCUCCCCUCCCUCUCCUUCCCCCACUAUACCUUCCUCCACCAACCCCCACCCACAAUCCCCAAACCUGCCCGCACCAGCCACAUCUUCUCCUCCUCCAUUGUUUUCCAACCUUCCUCUGCCCUCGACGCCGCAAGACUUUCACCUUCCAUCCUUCUCUCCUCCCUCUUCGCCUCCCCCUCCCCAUUGCACGACUCGCUCCUCCCCGCCAUCCCCUUCAGCUCUUCCCGAUCCUUCCCUUUUCUCCUUCCUCAAGGUCUUACCAUCCCCUUCCGAACCCAUUGACUUCACUCUUCCUCCUCUUUCCAACACCUCUGCCAAUGCUGCCCUUCACCAUCAUUACGAACCUCAAACCAUUCAUGAGGCUCGUACCGGCCCUGAUGCUGCCGAAUGGAUCAAGGCUGCUGAUGCGGAACUCGCUGCCCUGCACGCUAAUGACACCUACAGCAUUGUUCCUCGACCACCCAAGUGCAAGCCGAUUCCAUGCAAAUGGAUUUUCAAGGUCAAGGAGAACGCUGAUGGGACAUCCUUGAGGGGGGGUGUUGUGGAAGCAAGAAUGUCCCAGUGGGUACCUUUGGUACUUUCCACUCCAUGCUCGGAAUUACCUAAACCAUCUGUCCACUCCCCCCUUUUUCUUUUCAUCCUUUGCCCCAUUCCUGUCUCGCUCCCCUUCCCCUUCUCCGCUUCCUUCCCCCCCCUUCCCCCUGUCCGCUCCCGUCCCCUUCCCCCUGUCCGCUCCUCCCCCCUGUCCGCUCCCUUUCCCCCUGUCUGCUCGCGCCCCUCCACUUCCCCUUGUCCGCCUCCCCUUUUUCCCUGUCCUCCCUCCCCUCAUCUCUACAUCAGACCAUUCGAGUGGUCGACCAGCUCACAGCAGUGGCAGCUGAAGUCGUUUCCUUCUCCAAGGCAAGCUGUCCGUCCUUCCCCGCCUUCCUCUUCUGCUUAA
Molecule: messenger RNA, 1143 nt
Organism: Closterium sp. NIES-65
Lineage: Eukaryota; Viridiplantae; Streptophyta; Zygnematophyceae; Desmidiales; Closteriaceae
Source: the annotation of a GenBank genome assembly